GUAUACUGAUUUGCUAUAUAUUUACACUCCAAAUUUCUGUGUUCUCUAAUUUCUAUCAUCAACCCUCAAUUUCUUCACUCUAUUAAUCUGCAAUCGAAGAAGUAAUCGGAGCGAGUAUAAGCAAGCGAGAAUGCGGAUGAGUUGUAAUGGAUGUCGAGUGCUGAGGAAGGGUUGCAGCGACAAAUGCAGUAUAAGGCCGUGUUUGGAGUGGAUAAAAAAUCCCGAUUCACAGGCCAACGCCACAGUCUUCCUCGCCAAGUUCUACGGCCGCGCUGGCCUUAUGAACCUCAUCAAUGCCGGCCCCCAACACCUCCGCCCUGCUAUAUUUAGGUCUUUACUGUACGAGGCAUGCGGAAGGAUCGUGAAUCCCAUCUACGGGUCGGUUGGGUUGCUGUGGUCCGGGAGCUGGCAGCUGUGCCAGAACGCUGUGGAGGCGGUUUUGAGAGGGGAUCCGAUAACCCAGAUGGCGAGUGACGCCGCUGAGAUAAAAAACGGACCGCCUCUCAAGGCCUAUGACAUCAGGCAUGUUAACAAGGAGGAUAAUUUAUGUGGGUCGAAUGAUCUGCACCGUGUCAGAACCCGGUGCCGUUUUAAGCGGUCCGGGGCGAAGGCGAGGCGGAGUCGUGUCUGGGUUGGGUCGGUUGAAGAGUCGGGUCGCGAGGAGGUUCACAGGUCUCCCAGCCAUGAGUCUUCGUUGAGUCACCAAUCGGAGGCGGUUGAAGCGAAUGCGGAGAGGGAAAGCCGGCGGAGCGAGAGCUUGGCUUCGGCUGAGAUCGCGGAGCAGGUUUUGGAUUCGGCUGUACAAGAUGAGCGUCGAGCCGAUGACGGGGAAAUUGAGCUGGAGCUGACUCUGGGGUUCGAGCCGUUCAAACGAGAUGUGAAGCCGAAAGUAUUGGCGACGAAGGAAGCUGUUGGCUCCGUCGAGGACGAUGCUGGACUAUGUAAAAUGGAGUUGGGGCUUGAUUAUCCGGCUUCCUGAAUAGACGGCUGAGAUCAACUGCCUUAUUAGUUCUUUUUUUUUUUUUAAAUUCCCAGCCUUCUUUCACAGGUUUUUCUUUUCUCUUUUGUUUUUUGGUUGUGGUAUAGAAGAGCUAAAUGCUUUGUAGUUUUACGUAUAUGACUUUCAUGAGAAUAUGUGUAUAAACAUGUGAGAGAAAUGGUAGAUCAAUGAAGGGAACAAGUAUUGACUUGGUCAAA
Molecule: messenger RNA, 1197 nt
Organism: Sesamum indicum (sesame)
Lineage: Eukaryota; Viridiplantae; Streptophyta; Magnoliopsida; Lamiales; Pedaliaceae
Product: LOB domain-containing protein 41
Biological process (GO): regulation of gene expression
Source: RefSeq, a predicted model, not a curated record